GUCAUGUCCGACGAGAACCGCCCUCCGUCUCCUCUCCUCCCUGCCUUCGGCAUCCGCGAGCUAAACGGCCCAGAGACUGCUCCAGGCGUCAUCCAGAUUACAGGUCGUCAGUACAACACCACAAUAAGAUCUCAACCCGAUGCUACCCUGCUCUAUCUUGACGACGAUGAUGGCGAACUCAUCACCGUCGGGAGUUCACUUGAACUUCAGCAACGCCUUGAUGAGCCUUUCAAACGGCCUACUUGCCCUUUCCCAACCUCGGCCUCCAAUGAGAACCAGAUGAUGCACAUAUUCGACAUUCGGCAAUCCGCUGGCAAUCUGGCUGUAUGGAGAGACCAUGAGGCCUAUUCAAGCAAGAGGCUGCGGGAGAAAGCUCCCGUAAAAGACAACACUGCAGGAAUGCAAUCACCUGUCCUACCGAUCUCCCUGGAGCCUGCCCUUCCAAUCUCUCCCAUCCGGACAAUAUCUCAGACAGAAAAACUUCUUGACCCCCUGCCAAGUUCGUCUCAUGCUGAGAAUAAACCCCCAACUAGUCCUACCAAAGAGUCUCCCUCGUCGCCAGACCUACCUGCUCAUGAGCAGAUUACUGUUCACAUAGACCAGGCCUUUGGAAGUCUCUGUGAAGGCAUUCAAACCCAGCUUGGCCCUCUUGCAGACUUCCUCGAGACGGCAGCUGAUGGUUUGCGGAAAGUUGCGGAGAAGACGGCUGAAUCUGACACAACCGCUAUCGAGAAUGUCUUGAUUGGAUUCAAAGGAAUCUGGUCGGAACUUGGACAAAUGAGCCGAGAGUUUCUCGACUCGAUCGAUGAGCAGCUUGAAAAGAAUAAAGACCCGAAAGAUAAGACGGUAAUAGUUUCUGAAGAAGCAUCAGUCCCCGUCAAACAGGCAAAGGCAUCUCCAAAACCAGAAACCGCCUCAAAGAGGGUCAGCUUCAACGACACGGCCGCCCCUGUUGAAUGUUUGUCCACUGAACCACCAAGUGUCAACACCUGUUUUGCAGACAAGUCGUUCGGCCCCCCUGCUUCCUUCAAUGCUUGGGCUCAAAAACCAAUGAUCACCUACGCUCCACCUAGAAACCAUCCAACCAAUAAGCAGUCGUAUCAGAGUGACUCUGCAAGAUCUAUUCUUGACUGGGAAUCGUCAGACCCGGACUUUUCCACCCGUUAUCCCCCUUUACUCUCGUUGCGGAAAGCGAAGAGUGUAGGCGGAAUUCAUGAUAAGGCCCACCCUCAUUCGCCAAACCGUGAUCCUCUUGCCGCAGUCUCUGCUUUGAGCCGUUUCCCUACCAUCAACCAGUUCGAAGAGCAGAAUAGAUCCAACACAAAGCUUCAACCUCCAGCAGCAAUACCGGAUAAGAUCGAAAGCCCCACUACUUCUCGCACUGCACCCAAGCCAACCAAGUACAAGGAACCUAGUGUCGAGGAUGCGAACCGAGAGUCUCCACGUCAAUUCACAAAUACUCCUUCUAUCAAGAACCAGAAUCGUCCGCUUUCAGCUUGGUCUCCAACGCCUCUGCCCGGUUCGUGGCCAGAGCCAAAACCCAGCGAUUCGCAGGAAUCCCAGGUGACCAUACCAGCCACCAGAACAGCAUUUCCAGCUCAUUCCUCUCACGCCCCCCGUCCUGACGAUAACCCACCUGUACAACCUCUCUCUGACAGACUUAGCAGCCCUGUCAGUGAGACAUAUUCAAGAGCGCCAAUAUUCCCUCGGAGACACCAGACUGUUUCCAGCACCAACCCUGCUGCAAGACUUAAUGGACCAUUUGAUCCACUCGCUAAUUUCCCCUCC
Exophiala aquamarina CBS 119918 is the source of this 1788-nucleotide messenger RNA. RefSeq lists its product as uncharacterized. The annotation marks the transcript as partial. The transcript has a single exon. Lineage: Eukaryota; Fungi; Ascomycota; Eurotiomycetes; Chaetothyriales; Herpotrichiellaceae. The record is from RefSeq and is a predicted model, not a curated record.